Messenger RNA from Saitoella complicata NRRL Y-17804, 2417 nucleotides. RefSeq names its product putative alpha-isopropylmalate isomerase. Lineage: Eukaryota; Fungi; Ascomycota; Saitoellomycetes; Saitoellales; Saitoellaceae. The record is from RefSeq and is a predicted model, not a curated record. Gene Ontology annotation, cellular component: 3-isopropylmalate dehydratase complex. Gene Ontology annotation, biological process: L-leucine biosynthetic process. The transcript has a single exon. Gene Ontology annotation, molecular function: 3-isopropylmalate dehydratase activity; 4 iron, 4 sulfur cluster binding. Bases 80 to 2383 code for a protein of 767 amino acids.
CACCACCGACCGACGAAACGAUCUGUUUAUAAACUCCAAAAAUACGGACCCAUACUCGGUCAAUUACCCAUUAAUAACGAUGCCUGGAGUUACCGGAGCACGUACUCUCUACGACAAGGUCUUCGACGACCACGUUAUUGACCGCCAGGAUGACGGAACCUGCUUGAUCUAUAUCGACCGUCACCUCGUUCACGAAGUUACUUCUCCCCAGGCUUUCGAGGGUCUCCGCAAUGCCGACCGUAAGGUUCGCAGACCAGACUGUACCCUCGCUACUGUCGACCACAACAUCCCCACCGCCUCGCGCAAGAACUUCAAGAACGCCGAGACUUUCAUCGAGGAGCAGGACUCUAAGGUGCAAUGUAUGACUUUGGAGGAUAACGUCAAGGCUUUCGGAUUGACCUACUUUGGUAUGACCGACAAGCGUCAGGGUAUUGUUCACGUUAUCGGCCCUGAGCAGGGAUUCACCCUUCCCGGUGCCACCAUCGUCUGUGGUGACUCUCACACCUCCACCCACGGUGCUUUCGGUGCUCUCGCUUUCGGUAUCGGUACCUCGGAAGUUGAGCACGUUCUCGCUACCCAGACCCUUCUCCAGAAGAAGUCCAAGAACAUGAGGAUCGCCGUCGAUGGUCAGCUCGCCGAGGGUGUCACCUCUAAGGACAUCGUCCUCCACGUUAUCGGUGUCAUCGGUACCGCUGGUGGAAAUGGUGCCGUUAUUGAGUUCUGCGGUUCUGCGAUCGAGUGCUUGUCCAUGGAGGCGCGUAUGUCUAUCUGUAACAUGUCCAUCGAGGCUGGUGCCCGUGCUGGUAUGAUCGCCCCCGAUGACAUUACCUUCGAGUACCUCAAGGGCCGUCCCCUCGUUCCUCAAACCGAGGAGGAGUUCGCCAAGGCCGUCGAGUACUGGCGUUCUCUCCGCUCCGACCCCGGAGCAUCUUACGAUAUCGAGGUCUUGGUUGACGCCAAGGACAUCAUUCCUACCGUUACGUGGGGUACCUCCCCCCAGGACGUCGUCGGCAUCACCGGCAAGGUCCCUAACCCCGCCCACUUCGAUGACCCUGCCAAGAAGGCUGGUGUUGAGCGUGCCCUUAAGUACAUGGGUCUCGAGGCCGACACCCCUAUGGAGGAGAUCAAGAUCGACAAGGUCUUCAUCGGAUCCUGCACAAACUCCCGUAUCGAGGACUUGCGUUCCGCCGCCAAGGUCGUCAAGGGCAAGAUGGUCGCCAAGGGUAUCUACGCCAUGGUCGUCCCCGGAUCCGGUCUCGUUAAGAAGCAGGCUGAGGCUGAGGGUUUGGACGAGGUUUUCCGUGCUGCUGGAUUCGACUGGCGUGAGGCCGGUUGCUCUAUGUGCUUGGGUAUGAACCCUGAUCAGCUCAGGCCUGGAGAGCGUUGUGCGUCUACCUCUAACCGUAACUUCGAGGGUCGUCAGGGUCCUGGUGGACGUACUCACCUUAUGUCCCCCGCUAUGGCUGCUGCUGCUGCUAUCGAGGGUCGUCUGGCUGAUAUCCGUAAGGUGAUGACCCCUGGUGAGGGUAACGUCGCUUCCGACGGUGCACCACACGUCAAGGUCUUUAACCCCAAGGACGUUCUUGAGGAUGACGACGUCGUCGCUGGACGCAAGGAGGACGACCACGAUGCCGAGCAGGCUGACGUCGUCACCGACGCUCCCUCCAGCAGCAACCUCUCCGCUGGCAAUGGUGCUAUGCCUUCCUUCACUCAGCUCAAAGGUCUCGCAGCUCCCCUCGACAUCGCUAACGUCGACACUGACAUGUUGAUCCCCAAGCAGUUCUUGAAGACCAUCAAGCGUACCGGUCUCUCCGCUGGACUCUUCUACGAACUCCGCUUCAACCCCGCCACCGGCGAGAAGAAUCCUGACUUUGUCUUGAACAAGGAGCCCUACACUAAGGCUUGUAUCAUGGUCUGCACUGGACCUAACUUCGGAUGUGGAUCUUCCCGUGAGCACGCUCCUUGGGCUUUGAACGACUUUGGUAUCAGGUGUAUCAUCGCUCCCUCCUUCGCCGAUAUCUUCUUCAACAACUGCUUCAAGAACGGCAUGCUUCCCAUCCCUCUUCCCCAAGAGCAAGUCAACCUCCUUGCUGACGACGCCCGUUCCGGCGCUGAGCUCGAGAUCGACUUGGCUGAGCAGGUUAUCCGUCGUCCUAACGGCGACACUGUUUCCUUCGAGGUCGAGGCUUUCAGGAGGCACUGUUUGUUGAAUGGAUUGGACGAUAUUGGUCUAACCCUCCAGAAGGCCGACAAGAUCUCCAAGUUCGAAGAGAGGAGAACGGCGGAGUGGCCUUGGUUGAAUGGAAAGGGAUACAAGGAGGGUGAGGCUAUGAAGAUCAAGGUGCACAAGGAGAAGAAGGCUGGUGGUAAGCUUGACUGGUAAACAUGGGCAUGGCGUUUGAGGAGGUGUAUAGAUA